GCCUUCACUGCACGUUUAUCGUGCUAUUAGGAAUCGAGGAUGAGGAGGAAGAGGAGCUGACAAUCCGCUUCGAUGAUCAUCCCCGCGCUCAAUCCGUAGCUUUUGCAAGACUUAUUUAAGGGCAUUGGGACCAGCAUGAAACAUCUGACCAUUCUCCUUAAAGAGACAGUACACUUUAAUAUCUGACAUAUGCAUCUAUAUCAGCAAUAACAACAUUAGUCUUUAUAAAACAUGUAAAGUAUAUUAAUUCAAUUCAAGAACAUUUGUAUAGGGCUUUUCACAAUAAUAAUUGCUUUACAAAAGGUGCACAUACAAUCAAACGAGGAACUGUUAAUGUUAUUAGUUACCUUUAACUAAUUGACUAGUAGCUAAUAGUUUAUAAACAUAUAAAUAAACAUAGAUAACUUACAGUAAUAUAGUAUAUGAGAAAAUAAAGUGACAUAGAAAAUAUUCACAAUUAUUUAUUAAAAUAUUCAAUUAUUAUUUUAAUAAAUAAGCUUGGAACUGAGUUGAUCUGUGAUUAUGAUGAGCAAAUGCACUUUAUGAUGUUUCCAACAAUCCUAUAAUCAUAUUUAUCCAAGUAUAUAGCAAAACAUGCUGCAUUUGAGCGCAGUAACAGAUUGUCUGCUGAUCAGUAACGCACGGUCAGCCUGUAACAAUGACCUCAUCCAGAAGGAGGCAGUCACCCUGUGUAUUAAUGUGUCCAAGCAGCAGCCCUUUCCUUCUGCUCGGGUCAGCACUUUGCGUGUACCUGUCUAUGACGACCCUAAUGAAGACCUGUACAGGUAUUUUGACCGCUGUGCUGAUGCUAUAGCCAGUGAGGCAGGACGGGGGGGUCGGACCGUUGUGUACUGCAAGAACGGACGCAGCCGCUCAGCUACUGUCUGCGUGGCCUAUUUGAUGAAGCACCAGAGUCUCACUCUAACAGAUGCCUUCCAGGUAGUAAAAAGUGCCCGAUCAGUAGUCGAGCCUAACCCAGGAUUCUGGAGUCAGCUGGAGCGAUAUGAGCAGGAGCUGAAGAUCAGGAGGUCAGGCAGUAGAAAAUCCAAACUCCCUCCACCUUAACUUUAUUCCAUCUCCACAUACUACAUUGUCAACCUUUAUGGCUAGACCUGUUAAUAUAAUGCUUGAUGAAAAUUAAGAGCUUAGAUGCAGCUAUGAGUAUGAAUUCCUUUAAAUUAGGAUACGUGCCUUAUAUUGUCAUCCUCAAGUUGUUGUAUUUAUUGCCAUUUUUGAAAACUUAAAUGGCUUUUUAAAGUGCUUUUUUACCUUAAUUAUGUUGUUUUCUGCUAAAUAGACUGCAGUUUUUCUGAUGGAGACGAGUCCCUUUAACAAACCUAGAGAACCUCAAAACUGCAAAAAUAUUUUCACAGAAUAGAAUAACACCAAGUCCUAACUACACACAGGAUAAAGAGAAAUGACCAUUUUAGUUUCUAUUUCCACAAAGUCACAGCAAAACAAUGGCAUAAACUACUAUGCCAAUGAUCACCUCAGGUACAGACUAUAUGCUUUAUCCAGUGUUAAAUGCUACCAAUGUGAGUUUGAAUACCAUUAUAAGUGACAUUUAUGUCCAUACGUCUGAAAACGGCAGCAGACACACCUCAGAUAUUGAAAAUAAACGGUUCGAAAACAAAAUUCAGAAAGUGACUCACAAUGUGCACACAAUGUCUGUAUUUAAAUGUUUCUGUUGUGUCGCAUCAUAAGGAGUUCCUAAAGUGACAUGUGGGGAAAAAAUAUUGAAGACGUUAGCGUGCUCACGUGAUGUCGUGCACACGCAAUAUGUAUGUCCAUGUCAUAUGCACACAAUAGGUAUGUCUAUGUCAUAUGAAGCAAUCCGUAUGUGGUGCACACACAGUAUAUGUCUAUGUCAUGCGGAUGCAAUGCGUAUGUCGUGCACACGCGACAUAUAUGUCUAUGUUGUGCGCACACUUAUAAAAGAACCAGAGCUGAUUUUAAAUGGAAUUAGUCUAUUUCACAACAAAUGUAAUAAUAAAUAUAUUCGACAACUUUUUCAAAA
Molecule: messenger RNA, 2017 nt
Organism: Danio rerio (zebrafish)
Lineage: Eukaryota; Metazoa; Chordata; Actinopteri; Cypriniformes; Danionidae
Source: RefSeq, a predicted model, not a curated record